GGGAAACACCCCCUUGCUGCUGCAGGCGGGGCAUAGUGUGAACUGAGGAAAUUGAAACUUACCCUGUUACACUGCCCAGAGGGAGCCAUGGCUGCAGAGAACCCUGUGCAAAGUCUCCAGAAGGAAGCAACAUGUCCCAUCUGUCAGGAGUAUUUCACAGAACCUGUCACUCUGGAGUGUGGGCACAAUUUCUGCCGAGCCUGCAUCAGCCAGUGCUGGGAGGGAUCCGAUACAGACAUCUCCUGCCCUCAGUGCAGAGAAACUGUGCAACGGAGAAACCUCAGACCCAACAGGCAGCUGGCAAACAUGGUAGAAAUCGCCAAGCUACUGAGUUUACAGGCAGCAAAGGGAGCAGGAGAGGACGGGUUGUGUGGAGAACACCUGGAGACUCUGAAACUGUUCUGUGAAGAGGAUCAAACCCCCAUCUGUAUUGUGUGUGAAAGAUCCCGGGCUCACCAUGCUCACACAUUGGUUUCCAUCCAGGAAGCCGCCCAGGAGUACAAGGAAAGAAUCCAGGCCCAAUUGAAGACUCUGAGGGAUGAGAGAGAAAAGCUGCUGAGAUUGAAAGUGACUGGAGAGGGGAAAAGCCAGGAGUAUCUGAAACAAACACAAACCGAGAGGCAGAAGAUUGUGUCUGAAUUUCAGCAACUGCGGAAGUUCCUGAAGGAACAAAAGCGACUCCUGCUGGCCCAGCUGGAGAAGCUGGAUGAGGAGAUUGUGAGGAUCCAGAAUGAAAAUGUCAGUAAACUCUCCAAGCAGAUUUCCCAUCUCAGUAAGCUGAUCAGUGAGCUGGAGGGGAAGUGUCAGAAGCCAGCAAGUGAAUUCCUGCAGGAUGUCAGAAGCACCUUGAGGAGGUGUAAGAAGAGGAAGUUGCAGCAGCCAGAGGAGAUUUCUCCUGAACUGGAAGAGCGAGUCAGUGGUUUCUCCCAUAAAACUAUUGCAUUACUGGAGGCUCUCAGGAAGUUCAAAGACACUCUGCCAUCUGCACUGGAGAGAAAAAGAGGGGAACCACUCGGAGCAAACAGACAGGUGAUUGUGACUCUGGAUCCAGACACGGCUCAUCCCCAACUCAUCCUGUCUGAGGAUCAGAAAAGUGUGAGACUGGGAGACACGCGGCAGCGACUGCCCAACAACCCUGAGAGAUUUGACACUGAGCCCUGGGUGCUGGGCUCUGAGGGAUUCACCUCAGGGAGACAUUGCUGGGAGGUGGAGGUGGGGGAUGGGGGAUUCUGGGCUGUGGGGGUGGCCAGAGAGUCUGUGGGGAGGAAGGGAGAGAUCAGCCGUAGCCCUGAGGGGGGGAUCUGGGCUGUGCAGCGGUGGGGGAGUCAGUUCCGGGCUCUCACCUCCCCUGCGACCCCCCUGCCCCUGAGCUGGGCCCCCAGCAGGAUCCGGGUUUGUCUGGACUGUGACCGGGGGCAGGUGACAUUUAUCGAUGCUGGUGACAAGGUCCCGAUCUUCACUUUCCCGCCGGGCUCCGUCCCUGGGAGGAGAAUCCGACCCUGGCUCUGGGUGGGGGGAUCCCAGCUCAGCCUGUGUCCCUGAGACACACAGGGGAGGGGCGAGGGAAUAGCUCCCUGGGAACCCUGAGAUCAUUUUCUCUAGCCUCACACACCCAAAUUCUGUGACCUCUCCCUUUCAGUCAUCCCGUCUCUGUGACCCUGGAGGCUGCUGUGUGGUAGAGAAGCCAAUAGCGUCACUGCCCCAGGGACUGUGCAGCCUCUUUGCCACUGUCCUCUAUGAGCCAGGAGGACUCUGGGGAUCCUGGGUCAGACAAUGUCACUGAGACAUGGGGGGAACAGCCCACUGGGAAUGGAAAAAUGGGUUUCUCUAGCCAAGUAAUCCCAGCCCCUAUGGCCUGGAGGACUCCUGUCUACCCAACCUCUGCCCUCUUAGCUCUAUGACCCCUGGAAACUCCUGCUCACUCCCUCCCUGCAGCAUCAGGGAUGGGAGGAGAAAAGGGGCCAUGAGGGCAAAUGUGGGGACUGUGGGGUCACAACUGGUGGAGGGGCUGGGGGCAGAAUUGAUUUGAGGUUGUGGGGCAGUAUUAAUGUGGAGCUUGAGACAGGCAUAUGUGGGGUGGCAGGGACACAGAAUUUGUUAAUUGGAAUUUGGCAUUUUGGGAAGAAACUGGAAGCUCUGCACCAGCCCGGAGCCUGGGAGAAGGAGAUCCAGGGACUGGGGAGUGUGCAUUCAUCUCAAUAUACAGUAGGAAUGACUGACUAGCAUAGACACUUCCUACAUCGAUAAAAGAGGUUUUACCAUCAAUGCAGUAAAUCCACCUCCAGGAGAGGCAGUAGUUAGAGCAAGAAAGAAUUUUUCCCUUGACCUGUCUGUGUCCACAUCUGGGGUUAGAUGGACCUAACUACAUCAUACAGAUUGUGAAUGUUUUCAGUGCUCUAAGCAAUGUAGCUAGGCUAACCUAAGUUUUAGGUGUAGACCAGGUCUCAGGAAAAUACUCAGGAAGAAUACUGCUAUUACAGCAGAGCUACAGCUGUGUCGCUGAAGUGCCAUAGUGUAGAUGCAUCUGGAAGUGUUUUUUCCAUUGCUCUAGUUUAUCCCCCUCUCUGAGAGACUGUAGCAAGGUCACCGGCAGAAUUCCAUUGUCUGGACCAGGGGUUAGGUCGAACUAGCUGUGGCACUCAAGAGUACACAAUAUUUCCUACCCUGAAUAAUGUCACCAGGUUGAUCAAAUGUUAAGUGUAGAGCAGGCCUAAGCUCCCUGGAGCUGGCUGAAAACGCAGGGGCUGAGGGAUUGCCUGGCAGCUUGGUGUGCGUGAGGCAGAAAGCCAAGAGAACCAGUCCUGAGUGUGAUCCCAGCAGGAAACUGAGUGACAGAGCUUGCUUCAGGCCCAAGGUUCUCUGGAAAGGCAGACGUGCAGUUGUGAGUAAGGAAACUGUCAGCUGCUGUUUGUUUGUACCGUGUUCAGGGCACAGAAAUGUGUGGAUAUUGUUUGUAACUACUAAAGAUUGCACCAAAGAAAUACCUGACUCCUAUAAUCAAUUUCUCCUGCCAACGGAAGAACCUAGCAAGGCCCCAAACACUGGCUAACGGCUCAGGUCAAAGAAGCAAUGGGACAACCACAGUCAAAAUCUAGAACUGUGGAGGCAAAUGCGUUGGUGGGAAACAUUUGCGGGGAGCUCCAGCAGCAAAGAGCCUGCGCAGAGGAGCAGUUGCUGCUAACUGUGGACUUGAGCACGUCCAGCUUUGUGUGCUGAGCAGUCCCCAUUGUCCCUUCUCUGCAGCCUGACAUUCCUCUGCCCAGAGUCAGACAAAACCAAAACAUGGAUCCCUGGCUUGUAUUUCCCCCCAGCAGACCCAGUCAACUCAAUGAUAAUGAACUCGGUAUUGGCCCAAGGAGACAAAAUGAGAGGAAGAGACUGGGGCAGCUGGAACAGGGUGGAGGAUUGGGGUGGGGAAUGGGUUGGAUUGUUACUUUUCCUUUUGUGUUCGGAGUUUUAUAAAAUUAAAACCUAAAAUCUUCUUUCUAGCUCUUAGCUCGUGUUUUGAAUGAGCUCGGCUGUGACCUUUAGAUUGCGAUGACAUAAAUCUUAGAAGAUUUACCAUAAAAUAACCCUUCAGCUCAAGGUUUGCUCCACAUUAAUGAGUUGUUGCCAUUUUCAUGCGUUGU
Messenger RNA from Chelonoidis abingdonii (Abingdon island giant tortoise), 3629 nucleotides. NCBI's taxonomy places the organism in Eukaryota, Metazoa, Chordata, Testudines, Testudinidae. The record is from RefSeq and is a predicted model, not a curated record.